Molecule: messenger RNA, 2048 nt
Organism: Monascus purpureus
Lineage: Eukaryota; Fungi; Ascomycota; Eurotiomycetes; Eurotiales; Aspergillaceae
Source: the annotation of a GenBank genome assembly
CUAUGAUAUAUAUGUACCACUGUCUGCCAGAGGACGCCAGAGACAUGCUCCUGCAGGCCGGCUAGAUGUUCUUCAAGUCCUUGGAUCUGACAACUGCACUCCGUCCCGAACUCUUCCCUGACGAGACUUUACUCUUUGUUCAGGAUGCAGUGGGGUUGUACGAGGGGAAAUACAAGAUUCCAAAUUACCAGAAUGGCCAUGCCUACCUUACGUCCCACAGAAUCUGCUACGUCUCCGUCGAUGAGCCGCGAAAGUAUUCUGUUGGCAUUGAUCUGAAAGAAGUCGAUCGCGCUGAGUAUCAGGCAGGUUUCCUCAAGUCUUCCCCCAAGAUUACGCUCUACCCUAAGCCGUCGAAGAAGAACCUCGAUAAAUCGGCAAGUGCUGGCACUGCUGUGUCUUCGAACGACCAUUCCCCGCGUCCACAGCCCUUGGCGACACAUCGAAAUAACCGGUCACCGAAACGUUUGAAUGCGACGUGGAUCUGCCCGAUAUGCUCGUUUUCUAACCCAGUCUCCCCAGAAUUUGAUCCAUCGACCGCAAAUACGUCGACAGAUUUACGGCCGUGUUUAGCCUGCGGCAUAAGACCGCCUUUCACGACGGUCCUGAAGGCCGCUGUCGCCGCUGCAGCGAGUCGUGAUCCUCUUUUACCUGACUCACUUGUUGAGAGCAGGGAACCCCUCCUACAGUCUGGUAAUGGCCUGCGUUUACCCGUCCCACCAAGCGACGACUCUCUUUCUUGCCCCCGAUGUACUUUCAUAAAUCACCCAUCUCUCCCAGAGUGUGAGAUAUGUGGUGCUCCUUUAACUCCCGAAAGCGCUUUAAGUGCUCGCAACGGUCCUAUAAACGGUUCGAACUCGCCGGCUCCACUCUCUGAACAAGCAAGCAUACGAAAUGUGGAGGUAACUGAGGUCAUCAAGCUUUCUUUCCGUGGAGGCGGAGAGAAAAUAUUUCUUGAGCGAUUGAAAGGGGCCUUGAUCCAAAGGAAGUGGUUGCUCUAUAACGCUCCACCCGUGCCACAACCAUCAGAAUCCCCAUCUCCAGGACCAUCUUUGAUUACUCCGACGCUGUAUAGUCCAUCGCCCGCCCCUCCUCGACCCACCGCGGUUGGCAUUGCGGGUCUUGAACAACGAGGGCUGGAGGCGCGCAGGAAUAAUGAGGUCGUCAUUGGCAAUGCUUUUGAAGACCUAGAGGCUCUGAUGGCAUCUGCUAAACAGAUCGUUGCGCUUGCAGAAACGUUGGCCAGAGAAUUCGGGAUUACAAGCAUUGACAGUUCCCCAGAAGCGAAUGCGGUACUUUCCGAAUCCGCGACGGCUCUAGGGAUGGUGACGACAAAGGACAUGCUUGGUUCUGGUGCAGAGAGUCUGUAUCUAUCAGAGCUCUCACGAAACCUGGCCGAAUACCUUACAGAUGACCGAAAGGGAAUCCUUCAUAGGGAAGGAGGAAUCAUGAGUCUGAUAGAUCUCUGGGCGGUCUUUAACCGUUCUCGGAAUGGGGUGGAGCUGGUCAGUCCGUCAGAUUUCCAGAGAGCAGCAGAGCUAUGGGAGAAGCUUAAGCUACCAGUCCGUCUACGUCGAUUCAAAAGUGGCCUUCUUAUCGUUCAACGACAUGAUUGGACUGACGAGAAGACGAUUAGACAGCUCCAGAGUUGGAUGGAAGAGCUUCGACGCAUCCCUCCAGACGAGCCUGUCCCGUGGGAUUGGAGCCUAUUUGGAAGAUCCGUGACAGCACAGGAGGCAGCACAGCGAUUCAAAUGGAGUGUAGGAGUGGCAGCUGAAGAAUUGGAGAUGGCUGAGGACAAAGGCAUUCUAUGCAGAGAGGAGGGCAUUGAAGGUCUACGGUUUUGGAGCAACCAUAUCACUGAUUCUGAUGUAGACCUAGGGGACCUGGGCAUUGCAGAACUCAGCUUAUAGAUAUGGCUAUGGCUAUUGAUAGAGUUAUGAUAACUGGUAAUAGACUAUGAUAUCUCUCAACAUGAAGCUCUCGAUAAUAUGAAGCUUCAUCUAUGCGGAGUCGAUCUCUUAUCGGUGAAACCCCGCAGUGGCUCAUGC